Messenger RNA from Pogonomyrmex barbatus (red harvester ant), 1424 nucleotides. RefSeq names its product thioredoxin-related transmembrane protein 2 homolog. Gene Ontology annotation, cellular component: membrane-bounded organelle. The record is from RefSeq and is a predicted model, not a curated record. Gene Ontology annotation, molecular function: disulfide oxidoreductase activity. Lineage: Eukaryota; Metazoa; Arthropoda; Insecta; Hymenoptera; Formicidae.
AGUCGUUUCAACUAUUCUACACAACCCGCCCAAAUUCUCAUUUACAGACGAUUUGAUUGACGUGAAUUACAUUUACGCAAGUUACGCUGCAUGAGGAGGCAGUCUAAUACCUUUUGUCUAAGCUCAUGGUCAAAAGAUAUACAAUCAAAUUUAUUUAUCGUGACAGUCGACAGAAAAACGCGAUUCUCCAUUCAUUCACAUGAAUGAAUUUCAUGAAACAGCUGAUGACACCUCCUUCACCUUGUGUACCAGAUAGUAAUCGCUUUCAGGAAAAAGAAAUGUACAACAAGAUCGUAUAACAACAUUAUUUAAUAGUCAACAGUGCUUAAUUCGAUUGACACCUCAAUAGUCUGUGAGGUGUGAUCUGUUAAUUAUAUAAACGACUUCUACUGAAAAUGUCUUUCAAAAAGGAUUUGAGGUUACUCGUGAAACCAUAUUACUUAAUAAAUAUUCUCCUCAGCAUCUCCUACAUUCUCUCAAAGCGCUUUCCUGUAAUCUGUAAUUACAUAUUUGUUCAAGACGACUGCGAGCUCGAUGGAAGGGAGACAGAGAUUCUCUUUUUUCUUAUGAUUGUCAUCAUGAUGAGGACGAGGAAAACUGGCAGUGUGACGAUGAUAAAUUACUUGACGUCUAGUUUUGUGUACACAAAAGUGGCAAAUCUGAUUCUCUGGUUUUAUGCAGAUGUACGAAUGGGCAUUCUAUUUGCGUUUAUUUUUAUAUUAUGUGCGUUAAUAUUGCCGGAGCCAACAUAUCAAGGGCCUGAAAAUGUGAUCUAUUUGCAUGGAGCCGAUGGACUGCAGGAAGAAUUGCAACGUGACACGAGAGUAGUUUGGCUGGUAGCGUUCUAUACUGCAUGGAAUCCAGCCUGCGUAACUUUCGCACCGAUAUUCUCUGAGCUCUCUGUGGAAUACACAUUGGAGAAUUUCAAAUUUGGUAAAGUGGAUAUCGGAAGAUAUCCAGAUGCAGCUAAAAGGCAUCGUAUCAGCGAUGCCAGUACAAGUAAGCAGUUACCAACGUUAAUACUUUUCAAAAGUGGAAGGGAAAUAGAGCGACGUCCAUACAUGGAUCAUAAAGGAAAAUUUGUCAAGUUUCUCUUCUCAUUGGAUAAUGUUAAGGCUGCAUUGGAUCUCAAUAAUAUUUAUAACGAUUGCAAAAAGAAUCUUAUCAAGAGGAAAGAGAAGAAAUCGUUGAAAACAGAAUAAUAAAAUAAAAUUUAGACAUUUAAUGAGAAAAUGCAGUUCGCACAGCUAAGCAAGACGAACUUUUACUGUGUAGAAAAGCUAGCUAACGCGUAUCUUGAAUCCUGAUUAAAACUAUAAGGAUUUGUGUAAAUAUUUUAUUGUGUAUUAUGAUCUACAGUGUUUUCAUCUGACUUCAAGCAGUUAUUUGUAUAUAAUAUUUCAUUAUUACAGUGAUAUCAUGUA